GAGAGAGAGAGAGAGAGAGAGAGAGAAAGAGGGAGAGAGCAGAGUUGUGUCCCAUAUGUGGAAAAAAGCAUAGCAGUGCACACACGGAUCUGCUCUGCUCCAGGGAUUAUCCUAGUGCUUUCAGAUCUGAUGGAGGACAUGCAGGCAUGAAUAGGGCUAUUCUGUUGUCAGUGCACGCUCAUGCCAGUGAUGGACUACGGCCGAACCAGUGCUAACCUUGGCUGGCAUUCAUGAAACAGCAUUCCUCCUUAUCGAGACCAGCUCCACAGAAUGCUGAGUCCUAUUGUCCCCUAUAGCUUGUUAAAGAUGCACUGGAACCCAGAGCAUGCCCAGCCCCUCAGCCAGUGGCCUGAGCAGCACCUGGACGUCUCCUCUACCACUUCCUCUCCAGCCCAUAAGUCAGAAUUCUACUCUAGCCGAGGCCGCGGCUCCUACAACUACGCCUGGGCAAAUGAUGACAUCUCUGCCCUCACAGCCUCCAACCUGUUGAAGCGUUAUGCUGAGAAGUACUCUGGUGUGCUGGACUCACCCUAUGACCGGAAUGCUACUGUUGGCACCUACCCAGAACCAGGGACAUUUGGCGGCCCUAACGGCCCGAAGACAGAGAUGGAGCCCUGGCCACUGACGCAUAGCACUGAUCCCUCCUAUCCCUUGGUUCCACCCGGAGGCCAUGAUAGCAAUUUAGGCUCCAAGACUGUAGCCACAUCAGCAGGUCCUCCAGGGAUUAGCAGUGUGUCAGUUGUGAACAGUAACCUCUCAGACUCUGGUUACAGUGGCAGCAGUUCUUGCAGUGGUUCCAGCGAGUACCCCUCUAGUUACAACGGCACCUAUCUUUCCUCAGGGUUCUGUCCACAACCCGGUGCAGCACUUCCCCCUGCCUCAAUCCAUACUCUCCAGUCUACCCCAACUCUGGUGCCCAGUUACAGCCCCACUACAGCUGUCUAUAACUAUGCGCCAAGCACAUACCCUCCCCAGACCAGUCUUGCUCCCAGCUACAGUCACCCCUCAGCCACUUACCUUCCCUCAGGUCUUCCAGCCCCUACUCCUGUUCCGUCUCGGCCCACAGUGGUAGGAGGCAGCUACAGUUACCACGGCACCACCCUUGAGUCUGGAGGGGCAUUAAAAAGAAAAGCAUUUGAUAUGAGCAUAGAGGAAGACAACAGUGGGGACAGGUCUCGAUACAGAAAAUAUAGCUAUGACUCCUUGAAAGCUGGAGGAAACUCUCCCUACAGUUUAAAUGACAAAACAGAGUGCAGAGGAAAUGGCUUCAGUGGUUCGGGCAGUGCAGAUCCUCAAACUUUCAAGUCCAGUAAGCCUUCCUCCCAGCCCCUGGUGUCUCCUCAGUUUGGGACAGGAGGAGAGUAUAGCCCGCCACCAGGUAUGACAGGGGAAAAUGGGGUAGCGGAGCAGGGUUUCAACCAACAGCAGCACCACUCUCAGGCACUCAAACGGCCUCCAUUAUGCACUCCUAUUGAGACGUUAAAGAGCCCAGAUCCCCGACUACUGGAGCUUGUAAAUGAGGAGUUACUGGACUGCAUCCCAGCAUUGCUCUGGAGUGAACUAGUUGGGCUCACCCAUGUUAAGGCUGCCUUGGAGGAGGACUUACUGUGGCCUGUGUUGAGACCCAGUCCAAUGAUUCGGCCACCAAGAACUGUCCUGUUGUUUGGCCCCAGGGGAGCAGGUAAGACGACACUGACUCGUUCACUGGCCUCACAGUUAGGGGCUUGCUUUUAUCGUGUGAGUGGAGCCAUGCUGGCCGCCAAAGGGAAGAUGGAAGCCGAGCACAUUCUGGCUUCACUGCUGCAGGUGGCAUUAGCACGGCAACCCUCUGUGGUGCUGCUUAAUCAGGUGGAGGCCAUAGAAGAGGAGGGGUUGAAGCAGAUUCUGCUGAGUACCUUGGAAAAAUCCCAGGGGGCGACCGCAGAUCUCAUGAUUCUUGUAUGUGCUACUGGAAGACCAGAUCUACUGCAAGACACGGUGCAUCGGAGCUUUGCCAAGAGGUAUCAUGUGGGUCUGCCGGAUGUGGGUAUGCGCCGACAGGUGUUGCUGCAGGCCUUGACUCCCCAAGGCUGCAGCCUAAGUGAGAGGGAGCUAAACACUGUGCUGCAGCGCACAGAGGGCUUCUCUGUGUGGGAACUGCUGCAACUCAGCCAGCAGGCACUCUCCUCUGCAUCUUCCCCAACUGGAGCCAUGCAUGGCCUCGCUACAUCGCCGAAACCCCCAGACUUCACAGAUUUUGAGAAUGCCUUCUGCAAGGUGCGGCCACAUACAACUGCAAAAGAACUGGACACUUGUGUAGAGUGGAGCAAGAUGUAUAGCCACUGAAAAGGCAGCCAGUCCCUGUACUUGGACUGUACUAUGACCCGCUCUGUGCUUUGACACAGACAGCCUUGGUAAUGGUUUGCUGUUGUUUUUUUAAUUACAGAUUAUGCAGCCAAAAUAGCCAGAGAUGCUCAACAUUAGGGGAAUGCUGACAAAAUGAUUUCACUGGCAGAAGCAUACCAUGGCGUGCUAUUUUGUUUCGUCACAAAUACACUUAAUUUUUCAUGUUUCCCAAAGAAAAGAAUAACAAAUAGCCCCUGAUGAGUGGGAUGGUUUAUCAAUGGUUUGGCCAAUGGGAAAAUCAGAUAACUGUGUGGAUACUCUCUGAGAUCCUGAAUUGCCGUGGUCUAGGAAAAAAUCAAUUGUUCGUUGCUAGGUGACAUGGUCCGUAAUUAUGGAUAAUCAGAUUUUGGGAAAAUCCACCUAUUGGCUGCUACUCUCAGGAUCCUAUUUAUUUUCAGUCUACUUCCAUGCUAUCCUAACAUUGAUUUUAGCCAUUGGAUUGUCACUAAUCAUUCAGUGCAAAGGGCUUGGGAUUAGCAACUCUUCAGCAAAUUUUGACCAAAAACCUGUCAUACCAGAUACAUUAUCAAAAACUACUGUAGAAAUUCUCAAAAUGGACUGAUCAUCCUGAUUAUCGCCUCUUAAUAGUCUUGAUAGCUUCCUACCAAAUCAUGGCACUGUGGCUGAUCAUACAGUUGCUAAGUGCAUAAUAUUAAAAAAGGAACCUGCUUUGCUCAAGAGUUAUAAAAGAAAUGUGAAAUAUUUUUUGUUACUCUCAGCCUUUUUGGUAGCAGAUGUCACACAUCCUCAUUUACUGAACCAGUGGCAACGUGCUCACACUGAACUCGACACAAAUAACUUAUAACCUGCUUUAUUGUUCACAUUCCACACCAACCGCAGUUUUCCUGAGAAUCUCAAAUACUGAAAACCAUGUGCACAUCCAGCUUCUCCCACAGCAUGUUUGUUUUCCUAUUUCACUUACUCCUUUUGUUUUCAUAGUAUGUAGUCUUGUUUGAAAUGCUCAGGAAGAAUUUCUUUACCUCAGAUAUAUGAAAUAAAGAAUGUAUGUAAUCUUAGGGUCUUAGAAGAAAGUGGUGCAGAAUGAGACAGAGGAACAAGGAGAAACCAGACAGUCUUGUAAUACCCACUGCAGCUGGGCCUUUACCUCGGAAGAGAAACUUGAAUAUGCUACAAAGAGUAACAUUGAAUGUAAUUCAGGUAUUUCAAAGAAUAUUUGAUGCCAUAAAUCCAUGUAUUAUUAUAUAUGAAAAUAUAAAUACAUUUUUUCUGUUCUAUUACCCUUUAAUUUUAUUGUAGUUUAUGGUGAAGUGAUGACUGUUGUCGAGAAAGAUGUAGAAUACAGAAGAAAUUCCUCUUUUGUUGGACAAACUGCUUACAAAUCUUACAAAUUAAUUAACGAGUGUUUACAUAUCUUGUUAUGCAUGUCUGCUCUCCAUAGUUUUAAUGAUGCAAAAUAUCACCUAAAACUUUGAAUAUGAUGCAUUCAAUUGUUCAUGUGCACUCCAUGAAAAAUCUGAGCGCCAAUUCUACCCAAAAAGAUGACAACACAGGUGCAAAAAUGAUGACGUGACUUUUAACACAUAGAGAGUGUAUCUAUGGUUUAUGAAGCUAACAUGCAGACAAUCCAGGAAUAUCUCUUGUUUUAUAGCAGUUCUUCAGAUUCUGAUUUAACAAGCUGGAAAAACCCAGUCACUGCUCUGCGGGCGAAGAGGCUGAAUGUGUUACUGUUGCCAUGGCUAUGAGGAGGUAUACACAAGAUGAUGUAAUAUUUCCUACCAUCCCUCUGUCUCCCUGUUCUUUUCACCCUCAUCAUUCUUUUUCUCUUUUCUAUUUUCUCCCCUCAAUGCAAUCUCAUAAGAUUGGAUUGCCCCCUGGCCACAAGCUUCAGUGACCAUGUGGCGUUGUAUCUUCUCUUUGCCCCUCCCCCAGACCACCCCCUCAUACCAAUUCCUUUGGAAUGAAAGUGGACUGAUUGAUGUCCAGCAAUCCUAUAUCACAGUGCAGCCUUCCCUCGCCAGCUGAUGGCUUCAGUCAUGUCAUGCAAACAGAUAAGUCAGAGUGACCCCCGCUGUGCAAAGUGAUCGCUGGUUCAGAAACGAGAAAGCCAUUUACCAGUGACAGAACAGCCCGUGCCUCAAUCAGCCAAAAGCUCCAACAAUUAUAAAUGUAUAGUUACAGAUUAAAUGAGCAACAACAUUUUGAUUUUUAUAAACGUCUCUUCUGUUGCCAGUUUGUCCAGCAAAAGAAAACAUUAUUUUGUGAGUUUUGGUCUGCUACCGCAACAACUUUGUUCUUCGUAAUUGUACAUUUUCUGUAACCAUUUCUACCUCAUUUUUGCGGCAUAUUGUACAUGAAAGUAUUUAUUUCAUGUCUUUUUGAUGUCUGUUUUAAAAAUGAUAAUGUCCUUGAACUGUCAUAGUCUACCUCAGAAAAGACUGUAUUUUAAGAGAAGAAUAUUACACACUAUUAAACAGAAUUUGUCAAAAUUGCAUUGGGACUGUUUCUUUGCUCUUUGCCUAUCUCCAUCUCCUUUAAACUGAUGUUGAUUCAUAUGUGGAGUCAUCAGAUUAUGCUUUUCGUUGA
Messenger RNA from Menidia menidia (Atlantic silverside), 4929 nucleotides. NCBI's taxonomy places the organism in Eukaryota, Metazoa, Chordata, Actinopteri, Atheriniformes, Atherinopsidae. The record is from the annotation of a GenBank genome assembly.